CAUACUCAUGACUCAUGGCCUUGAAAAGCUCUUCCCCUCCUCUAACCUCCGCCGUUGCUGCCACCACCGCUCAUGGAGAAGCUCUCGUACCAGCUCCGCUUUCUCCGUCAGCCAGGCUGCCGCCUCCACUUCUGCCACCCACUUCUCCUUCAGCCUCGUCAACAUCUCAGCCGGCUGCCACCAUAACUUCUGACGACGUGAAAGCCCAAGUGAAGGCAAUGAAAAAGAAGGUGGACAAACUGCUAAGCAGGAUCACCACUCGACUCAACGUCAUGCUGGUUCGUGUAGAAGCCAUGAUUGAGGCCCUUGAGGGUGAUGGCGGCAUCAUGAGAUCCAAACUUGAAGAACUGGACGCCAUUAUCACCGAGAUGUCCCUCCUCAAACUGGAUUUGCAUUCUAUCAUCAAUGAACUUGAGUUCAUCGACAAUGAACUCAACCACUGUCUCUUCCUCUGUGAUUUUCUUGGUUGAAUAAAAAUACCCAUCAAUGAACUUCAGGUUUA
Vitis riparia (riverbank grape) is the source of this 502-nucleotide messenger RNA. RefSeq lists its product as uncharacterized. NCBI's taxonomy places the organism in Eukaryota, Viridiplantae, Streptophyta, Magnoliopsida, Vitales, Vitaceae. The record is from RefSeq and is a predicted model, not a curated record. The transcript has 2 exons. The coding region runs from base 15 to 470 and encodes 151 amino acids.